AUGUCUAUCCAAUCCGCCAGCUUUAUCACUUCCGAUGCACUCAUUGCAACACUCGCCACUCCUCAUGUAGAGUCUACUGCCUCUCAUUUGGAUGUCAGAGUGUGGGUUGAUAACACCCUGUCUUAUCUCAAACAGCAGGAUAGCGUCCAGUUAGGUGUUGGCUCAGUAGAAACUAUGGUAGUGCGCUGUCAGUUUGUUUCGGUUCACGCAACUGGCUCAAGCUUUAUAGCCAUGAUAACAUACAUGCAGUUGGUCAUGCAAUGUCAAAGGUACUUGCGCACUUCACUUGGUUUCUUGCAUUCCAACAUUCGAAAAUUUUACAACAAUGAGGUUGCCAAGUUGAGAAGUGCGCCAUCAGAACGUACUUUCCAUCGCUGGUAUGAACAUGGCUGUAAAUUCAUCUUGCUAGCUGCGGGUGGGUCAUUCUACUUGCUUGUUAUCAUUGCAGGUCUGGAAAUAUGGUGGAAAGUUGCAUCGAUGCAGUUUAGUGUCCUUCGGCAAGUUGGUAGUAUGUUGAGGCAGCCGGGGAUUGGCGAUAAGGCCGACUUAAUCACUCAACGUAUCAUACCUGCCAUUGCCUGGAUCAGAUCCCAAAUGCUUAUUUUCCUGCAAAGAAUUUUUCCAUCUUCAUUUCUAACAUGUGUUGGAGCUGGGGACACCCUGGACUGCACAGACCUGGUGCUCACUGAUGGAGUCUUCGAUAUCUUCAGACAAGAGUGCGUAAUAUAUUUAUUUUACAUUUGCAAAAAAAUUCUCACUGACCUUCCAGGAAUUUCACUCUCCCAGCCAGGGAUAUGGGAGCCUGGGCCAUUUGCAAAUCAGAUCGGUAAGGGCAUAACUAGCCACUUACAUUCUUUGACGUGUUGCCCUAGUGGGGUGAAACACUUCUGUGUUACAGUAGUCCAAACAUCUUUUGACCGCUCACAUUGUAACAAUGUGCGAUCCCCUGCUAAGAAUGACAGGAAGGAUAAUGUGAUAUGGACAGAAAGCAAGCACAUGAAAGCAGCGGCAGGGGAAGUUGUUAGCGAUCUUGAUGAUCUAGGCAAUAAGAUGGGUGAACUCUAUCCAGAGGGCUACAGAAGCCACAGGGGAUAUGUACGCAUACCAAUGCACAUUCUGAAAGGUGGUAUGCUUGAUUUACGCAAUUCAGAUGGCAGUCUCAUGGCUUUCAUCUGUCCCUCUCUACCAGAGACCAUUCACCUUGGCCUCACCAGUAGCUUGCUCGCCUGCUUUGAAAGCAAGAACCAAGACGCCGGUUCCACCUUUGAAAAGCUGGCAGAGAAGACUCUUCUUUGUCCCUUCCAGUGCCUGCAUUUCUCGCUCUGGAAUCGCUACUCGACUGUGGGAGACAAUGCACCCACUCAUAUUCAUCCUUAUGAUAUGGUUAGGGCGGAUGUAAGUCACACUAAUCAUAUGCAGUGUUUGCCCUAUCCUUCAAGAGACAUCUUGGAGCACCAGGAACUGUAUAACAACAUCCUGACUACAUUUGGCGAACUCUUUGAGUGGAUUGAAAUGGUGAUGAAGGAGUUUUUGCCAGAGGAGUACGAAGUUCUGGUAGAACUUGGCCAGAAUCUUCCUGGUGGAGAACGCUCACCGGUGGCUCCUUUCCUUGAGCCCCUUCAGUGA
This is a messenger RNA of Suillus discolor, 1626 nucleotides long. RefSeq lists its product as uncharacterized. NCBI's taxonomy places the organism in Eukaryota, Fungi, Basidiomycota, Agaricomycetes, Boletales, Suillaceae. Bases 1 to 1626 code for a protein of 541 amino acids. The record is from RefSeq and is a predicted model, not a curated record. The transcript is spliced from 9 exons.